Messenger RNA from Oryctolagus cuniculus (rabbit), 3626 nucleotides. The record is from RefSeq and is a predicted model, not a curated record. Lineage: Eukaryota; Metazoa; Chordata; Mammalia; Lagomorpha; Leporidae.
GGGCGAGGCGCGGGCCGCUGUUCGCUGCGGGCGGCUCGCGCGCACCUGCCGGCCGGACCUGCCGCCUACCGCGCGCCCGGCGUCCUCGCGCCCAAGUUGCAGCGGCCGCGGGGUCUGGGCUGCUGGCCCGCAGGCCCCGGGAAUGGCGUCGGAGCCGAGCUGACUCCGUUUCUCCUUGGACCAAGAUGACCGAUGGGGACCUUGCCUCCUCCACAAAUGGCGUUGGCUUGAUGGGCGUUCUGGAUGGUGGGCCAGAGAGCUCCCUGCAGACCCUCAGGGCCCCCGAGCGCAGGCCCAGGCUGAAGUCCGGUGCUCUGGAAGACCGGCACAGCCUCCAGUCGGUGGACUCAGGCAUUCCUACCCUGGAGAUCGGCAACCCCGAACCCGUCCCCUGCAGAGCGGUCCACGUGAAGAGGAAGCAGUCCGAGGCGGACCUCGCCCCCGAGCGGGCCUUCCAGAGCGCCUGCCCCCUGCCGUCCUGUGCGCCCCCGGCCGCCGGCGGUGCCGAGCGCGAGCAGAGCGUGCGCAAGUCCUCCACGUUCCCCAGGACGGGCUAUGACUCCGUGAAGCUCUGCAGCCCCACCGCCAAGGCCCUGAGCCGCAGCGACCAUGUGUCCGUGUGCAGCGUGUCCAGUCUGGGCACGGAGCUGUCCACCACGCUGUCCGUCAGCAACGAGGACAUCCUGGACCUCGUGGUCACCAGCAGCUCCAGUGCCAUCGUGACCCUGGAGAAUGACGACGGCCCGCAGUUCACCGACGUCACCCUGAGCUCCGUCAGGGAGACCAGAGACCCGCAGCAGCAGGGCUGUGUUGACGAGACCGAGGAGGGCAGUAAACUGAAGAUCCUGGGACCGCUUGGUCACUUCCUCACGAGGAAUUUGCUUGCUAGAAAACACAGUUCAAGACUUGACACACACAGUGACUCGGGAUGGAAGUUGUUCGGAAAAGUGCCACUGCGAGAGAAUGCCCGGAGAGACUCAAAGAGAACGCAAAAGGUACCCACGGCGGGGGACCGGAAGCGUGCCGUGUGUGUGCACCGCGUGCCUGGGCUUUGCCGAGUGGCCGCUCCCGGAGCUGGGAGAUAGGAAGCGCUGCGCGUCCCUUGCGUGCCUGUAUCGCGAGCGUGGCGAGGGCGGCCGUGGUCGUGUCACAGCCCUCCGCACGCAGCGCACCGCUAGGCUCUAGGUGUUUGUGACGUGACUCCCUCGGCCCUCCACUGCUGGCUGCAGGUGUGUGGCCCCCACACUUGUGUUCCCUGCGUUUGCCAUGCAAGCGUUCUGCCGUGGGUUCUUCGCGUGCAGACCCGGUGCUGGUGUGGGACAGCAGGGCUGGCCCGCUCGCAAAGUGCCUGUCUUGAGGAGGUCGGGGCUCCGGGUGAGGCCGGGCCUUGGGACCGUCACCUCCCUGGCAGAGUGACGGCAGUGGGAGCGAGUGCGUCUCUUCACAAGGAGGAGGUCGUGCUCAGCCACAGCUCAGCGUGGCCAGGCCGCCCCGGCCCUCGGCACCUGCCCUCCCCGAGACCCGAGUGGCCCCUGACUUGGCGUCCUGGGGCUGUCACAUUGCCCACAGCAGCCCUGCCUUCUCCUUCAGCUUCGUCUUCACGGACGGUUGGUCAGUAGACACCUGAGGGCCUGCCCAGCACCAGAGCACCGGGCUUCGUGGCUGCUGCUGGGGCCACAGGAGGGGUGACGCCAGAGCAGGAGCUGUGCACGUCUUGGCGAGGUGCACUGGCACUGGGCCUUUAGCUUGCGACAGAAUUACCUCUACUGGGGGAUGACUGUGCUGGUUUACAGAGCUUCAGAGCUCACGAGGGAUACAGCGGUGCUUUCCUCAGUUUACCCAAGAGCCACUGGGCACGGGCGGGUGAGCUGUGCAGGGUCGUCCAGCUGGUGGGGGCAGAGCUGGAAUGCAGCCCAGGCAGUUGGGCAGGUAGUGGGGAUGGCAGGAGACUGAGGACGGUGUGUGACACCUGAGGCGGAGGCCAGAGAGCAGUGAGAGGACCCUGGCGGUAGGGCUAGGUGGUGCCUUGAAGCCGACUCAGACCGGAGCCCUGUGGGCCCGUGCAGGCGUCACAGAGGUCAGGAGAGAAGGGGUUACCUGCGGGACCCCAGCUCCUGCACUCGUCCAGGUGAGAAGUGGGGUCUGCCCCAGGAGUGUGGCAUGCGGGGGUGGCGGGGGCAGUCCCCCCCGGCGCUGACUGUGGGUGGGGACAAGACGUGAGCUCGGAGCCGGGGCCCCUGACGCGGGGGGGUUUCCACGCGGUGUGUUUCACCCUCCGCGGAUCGCAUUUGUUUGGAAUCUUGUCUGCCGCUCCCUGGGGUCCUCGUCCAGACCUUGGCGACCGAGCGCAGUCAGCGUGGGAACCUGUGCUUGAGAGGUGACGUCUUGGACUUGGGCCGCCUGCUGUGCGGGCUUGCACACGUGCCGAAGGGAUGACGGGGGCCGCGUCAGCCGCCAUGCUCGGGAAGGAGGGCAGCCACGUCACUGGCAAGGUUUCAGAGAGCCCGUGCUUCAGGGUAGGCACCUCCAAGAAGAACCUGGCUCCUGGCUCCGGCAUCAACGUGUACCUGUGGCAGGAGCCGCACCGUGCUGCCCAGAGCGGGUUGCUGGCGCACUGUCUCUGGCCUCGCCGGUCUCGUCCCCCGCCCCAACGCCCUGGCUGCCAGAGCCCGGGAGGAAGCCUCUGGGCAGCAGGCUGGCCCGGGCCCGCGCGGCUCGAGGGUCGGGCUGGUGGCGGCAGAGCUCAGGGCAGAUGGAGCCUGCAGAACUCCGAGCCCUUUCCUUCCCCUUCCUCGGGGAAUUUUUUUUUUUUUUUAACAUUGAUGUGAGGGACAGGGACAAGUGGAGACGAGAGCUCCCACCCUCUGUCUCGCUCCCCAGCGGCCAGCCUGGGUCGCAGGCGGCAGGAGCCCCGUUACCUGAGUCCUCACUGCCGCUGCCCGGUCCGUGUUGCUGGAAACCUGGAGUCAGCGGCCAGGGCUGAAGCCCGGACGCUCCGCUGUGGGGCUUGGGCGUCUGAACCGCCGGGCUAGGGGCUCGCUCUCUGCAUCGUUUUAUAUAAUCAUUACUUGGAAGAAGCAGCGUCGCUUAGUGAUCGGAGAACACGGACGUGGGAGUUAGACUGCCUGGGAUUGCUUCCCUGCUCUGCCCCGGUGCGGUGCGGCUGAGUUAGGGCAGUGGGGGUGUGUUUGCUGUUGUGCUGCCGCCUUCCUGCAGGGGGCAGCCUUGAGCACCAGCAAGGGGGACCCCGGAGGACUUGUCACUUGUUCAGCGGGCCAGGAGCACAGCCCUGCCUCCAGGGGCCACGCUGGAGCCCGCACCUGCAGGCUUGGACCUGGUUGUCAGCUGUCCCCCUCUUGUGUGCAGGAUCUCGCGCCUCUGACGGCGCCUCGCUCUCCUCCUCUGCUAAGUGGGCGUCUCUGAUACCCGCUCCCCGCGUGGCUGUGAAUGUGUGUGCUGUACCGUGGCCCAGAGUUAGCGGUCAGUGAGCCUUCGUUAUGAGGGGCCUGUGUGGCAUGGGUGCCGUGUGGGGUUUCCAGGGCAUGCUGGCCGCACCUGACUGCGUUCUACCUGGGCCCUCUCCUCUCCUCUCCUCUCCUCUCCUCUCCUCUCCUCUCCUCUCCUCU